CGGGCCAGGCAUCGAAGCGAUUCUGGCUCUCUCCUCUUUGUCUCUGUCUCGAAGGAGACCGCAGUAAUAACGGCCGCGUCAUGGACGAAGAGCGUGCGGAAGCAGCGGCCGUGGACCGCCACGACCCGAGGCCCUCCUCCAUACCCUCCGGCGACGGCUCCGUCUGGGCCGACGUGUCGCCCCUCCUCGAGGCCGCCUGCACAGAUCUUCCAGAUGGCGAACUCAUUCAUGGUGAUAACUUCAAUCUUUUUGCAGCCAUGUCAGCAUUGGAGAUAAUGGACCCAAAAAUGGAUUCAGGUAUGGUGUCCAGAUACUAUUCAGUUGAUGAAGCCAUAGAAAAUGGUGCUGCUCCCGUCCCUAUCAGCUGUGAUAAAACUGGGGAUGUCCAGUGCACAAUUGAUAUCAUGGAUCAUCUUUUAGCAUGCGAGGCAACAUGGCACAAGGGACAUUCACUAGCACAAACGGUCUUCUCUUGCAUCUAUCUUCUGAGACCCGAAAGGACAUCAUCACAUGCGUUAUUGCAUUCUUACAGUAGAAUUAUACGUGCAACAUGCAAGGCCGUUGUAUCGGUUGUCUCAGAUGCACGAACACAUGAAGAAGAGGACCUUUUCACUAUGGCAUACGGCUUGCCUCUGAUUGGUGAAGAUGAAAAGUGCUUAUCUAUGUUAAAUGCUGUUGAAGAAACAAUAGCUCGCCAAUUGCGCGCUUGUAAAGCUCCAUCAUCAGGAAGGAAAGUUAUAGAAGAUCUGGAGCCAUUACAAAAUAAUCUUGCACUGGAAGAAGGCUACUGCAAAGCCAUACUCUGCCGCUUGCGCUUUCGUAAGCACUUCUACCAUGUUCUUAUGUGUCUAAAGCGACCUCAAGGAAGGGGUCUGCAGUUGGCACGAAAACAUAUUAGCUCUUGCUUAUCAGAACUAGAAAUCAUCCGGAAAUCUACAGAAGUACUGCGGUCUAACGAUUAUGGAACUCAUAAUUGUGGGGAAGAUAAAACAACGGCUUCAGGUCGACGGCCGGUGGGAUUCGAUGCUAGUAUAAAUACUAGGUUAUCUGCCCCCACACCACCACGUUCUAUUAAAAUUCUGAGCUGGAGUGAGGCUGUUGAGUAUUUUGUCAAACUUCUUCACGAUCUAGACAUUAUAUGCUCCUUCUCGUUGGAUGCUUCCCUGGAAGGUAUACUGCAGUUCAUGGUCCAGUUUCAGAAGUCUCAUCCCGACUUGGUUUCAAGAGCGCAUCUCCAGACGCUGCUGAUUCAAGAUGGUAAGCUGUAUGGCAGGGAUCCUAUUUUUGCUGUGAUUGCUAAAGCUGCAGGCUUGCCUGAAAUCGUUAGAAACCAUGAUAUUCAGAAUGGAGAAUGUUUGGUUCAUCUAGGACAGUUGGUCAUCAACCUACUAAAAAUUCUUAGUACAAAUGCUGCAUGGCAAAGGCGGAAGCUUGGAAAAAUCGUACAAGAUUGGCGGGUUAUCCAUAUACAGUUGGAGCUGGCUCUUAGACAGGAGAUGGGAGAAGAGUCUGGCAUUUCAGCUGAUCAGAAUGGUCGGGGGGAUAUAUUGAGACAGAUCCUCAUAUGGGUGGAGGAGCAAACUUUCUGGAUAGCUUCUCGUUUCCUCAUGUUGGGGUUUGAGUUGGAGCUCUAUUCUCCCGGUGAAUAUUGCAUGGUGUACUGGUAUAUCUAUGUUGUCUUGAUCAAGCUUGCAGAGAGAAUGCAUCACAAGAUGUCAUUUACCAAUGCCACUGCUAAAUUAAAGGGAAAGAAGAAGAAGGGUUCCACUAAAGAUAUGUCAAGGGAUUUCCAGAUUCCGGCUUCAGUUUUGUUUCUUCAGUCUUAUAUUUGCCUAGCUGAAGGCCUAACAAUGAUGCUCGCUGCUUUGAAAAAUGAAAGGAUGCUCUCUCAGAGUCCAAGCCCUUUUAAUUCAGAUCAUGAGAGAUUUAUUCAGCAUUUUGAACUUCUCCAAAAGGCUGGUGUCCCUGAUCACAUCUCAUAUCAGUCAUUCGAAGAAUCCACUAAGAAUGCUCGCUUCUCUACUCUUGUGAUGUAUAAUUACUUCAAGGAUGCUCAGAGAAUAGCGAAGGAGGUCAAGAACAGUUUUCCCAACGAUCCCGAGAGGCAGUCCGAAUUGCGGAGAAUAGAGCAGGUUGCCGAACAUAACAGCAUUGCUCUCACUGUUCUUUGCCGGCUAGGAAGCCUCGACUCGUCACUCAAGGUUUCUUUCGAUUUCAGCCACCAUCCCUAUUUUGCCACUGCUGUAGUCAAGAGGUCUUAAAGCAUCAACAAAGUCAUGGCCUCUACAAAAUUUUGGUGCUAUGUUGCAUCUAAGAGAAUUGUAGCUGCAAUUUUGUAAUGAGUGUUACAAUUUUCAUGGAAUAAUCAUUGUAAUUGACCUUUAAUGGAAAAGGUAAUAAGUAAAGCAUUGAUAUGAAAAUUAUGUCUAUUCUUUUUAA
Messenger RNA from Rhodamnia argentea, 2439 nucleotides. RefSeq names its product N-alpha-acetyltransferase 35, NatC auxiliary subunit. Lineage: Eukaryota; Viridiplantae; Streptophyta; Magnoliopsida; Myrtales; Myrtaceae. The record is from RefSeq and is a predicted model, not a curated record. The transcript has 16 exons. Gene Ontology annotation, biological process: N-terminal peptidyl-methionine acetylation. Bases 81 to 2261 code for a protein of 726 amino acids. Gene Ontology annotation, cellular component: NatC complex.